This is a messenger RNA of Acyrthosiphon pisum (pea aphid), 1761 nucleotides long. Its product is annotated as 26S proteasome regulatory subunit 4. NCBI's taxonomy places the organism in Eukaryota, Metazoa, Arthropoda, Insecta, Hemiptera, Aphididae. The record is from RefSeq and is a predicted model, not a curated record. The transcript has 8 exons. Bases 209 to 1525 code for a protein of 438 amino acids. Gene Ontology annotation, molecular function: ATP binding; ATP hydrolysis activity.
GAGUGUCCGAGCGUCGGCCGGCGUCCUCGCGCAGUCGCAGUGUUCCGUCGUCCGUCCGUGUUCGGUGUUCCUCGUCCGUCGCGCACGCGUCAUUGCAAUAUUCGUGCUCAAAUAAUAUCGUUUAACUACCGAUUUCAGUAGACUUUUCGUUUGCGGCCGCGUUUCACGUCAUUAUCACUCGACCGCACUUUGACUUCUCUCCGCAACAAUGGGUCAAAGUUAUUCUAGUGGUGAUGAAAAUAAAGAUAAAGACAAGCAAAAAGAUAAGAUCCGGUAUAAGCCACCAAUCCCGCCGAGAACAUACAAGAAGAAGAAGAAGAUAAAUGGUCCAGAUAUUGCUUCAAAACUACCAGAAGUUUAUCCUCAUUCAAAAUGCCGUUUGAAAUUGUUAAAACUGGAACGUAUCAAGGAUUAUUUAUUGAUGGAAGAAGAAUUUAUAGUAAACCAAGAAAAAUUGAAGCCUCAGGAAGAAAAAGAUGAACAAGACCGCUCAAAAGUAGAUGAACUACGUGGAAGCCCGAUGGCGGUAGGUACAUUGGAUGAACAUAUUGAUGAUAAUCAUGCAAUUGUUUCAACUUCAGUUGGAAGUAAACAUUAUGUCAGCAUUUUGUCAUUUGUUGACAGAGAUCAGUUGGAACCAGGAUGCACUUUGCUACUCAACCACAAACUCCAUGCAGUGGUUGGAGUACUAUCUGACGAUACAGAUCCUAUGGUAGCUGUGAUGAAACUUGACAAUGCACCUCUUGAAACUUAUAGUGACAUUGGUGGCUUAGACCAACAAAUUGAAGAAAUCAAAGAAGCUGUUGAACUACCACUGACCCAUCCUGAAUAUUAUGAAGAAAUGGGUAUUCAGCCUCCCAAAGGGGUUAUUCUGUAUGGUCCUCCAGGAACAGGAAAAACCCUUUUAGCUAAAGCUGUUGCUAAUCAGACUUCAGCAACAUUCUUGAGGGUUGUUGGGUCUGAGCUUAUACAAAAGUAUUUGGGAGAUGGUCCCAAAUUGGUGCGAGAACUAUUCCGCGUGGCUGAACAAUAUUCACCAUCUAUAGUAUUCAUUGAUGAAAUAGAUGCAGUCGGUACUAAACGGUACAACUCAAACUCUGGUGGUGAACGUGAAAUUCAGCGCACUAUGUUGGAACUUCUUAAUCAGUUGGAUGGUUUUGAUACACGGAGUGAUGUCAAAGUGAUUAUGGCUACAAAUCGUAUUGAAUCUCUGGACCCUGCUUUAAUUCGUCCCGGUCGUAUUGAUCGUAAAAUUGAAUUCCCACUGCCAAAUGAAAAAACUAAACGUCACAUUUUCAACAUACACACGUCGAGAAUGGCAUUGGAUAGUGAAGUUAACUUGAAUGAACUCAUUACAAUCAAGGAUGAUAUUUCUGGUGCUGAUAUUAAGGCUAUUUGUACUGAGGCAGGUCUGAUGGCUCUUCGUGAUCGUCGUAUGAAAAUAACUAACGAAGACUUCAAGAAGUCUAAAGAAAAUGUGUUGUACCGCAAGAAAGAUAACAUUCCUGAACAACUGUAUUCAUAAAUGUAUUUGGUCUAAGCUAUUUUUGUUAAAAUAACAAUUUAAUUCUCAGCAAAAACAUUAUACAAUAUAUACAUUUUGUAUUGUAAAAUGUAAAAAAGAAAUAAUUUCAAAUCAAAUAUAUUGUCUAUUCUAUGAUUUAACUUACUACAAAACAUUGUAAUUCAAUUGUUUUUCAAUUUUUUAUUUACUUUAAUUAUAUUCCAUUUAAUCAUACAAUUUAAUAUUACACACAUUAU